GUAAAUUCGUGUUUCCCAGAUCAGAAUACAUGAGUAAAGCGUCCCGAAGCUCUUUCCGCAAAUAUUUCACUUUUUACCUUGAAAAAAACACCAAGCCAGCUCUAGAUAUUUAAAAAAAAUUGCAAUUAAAUUGUUGAACUUUGUCCAUAGAUUCUGAUACAAUAUCAUAAUGUAUGUUGAUCUCAGGAUUCCAAAUCUGCACGCCAAAUAUCUCUAUCUAUAAAAUCGACCGAGUUAUCACCAACUUAUCGCUCCGAAACGUGCAAAAUUAAAGAUAGCUCGAUGGAAUUUAUUAAUAACUUAAUUUAAUCGACGUGCAUUCGUAUUCCUUAUGUGAAAAUAUAUGGACCAAGCGUCCUGAAAUUAAUUUUGUAAAUACCUAAGUUCUUACCCUCAACAAACGCCAAGCCUAUAUCGUUAGAUUUCUCGCAAAAUUUAGACCGAAACACAACAAUUUUUUUCAUAGAGUAUUCUAUAGUAUUCUUAUGUAUUUUGAUUUCAGGAAUCUAAAUCUGAAAACCAAAUUGACCCAUCUGUAAUGUUGUGCGAGUUAUCACCAACUCAUCAUGCGGUAAAGCGAAACAUCAAGGAUAUCGGAAAACAUUCGCUCCAAUUAUCGAAACAAUAUUCAAUUUUUGGUUUCUAGAAAUCGCAAAAAUUUGAGACUAUUCUAUUCUUAUUGAUGACUUUCGAUUUUUGGUCAAGAAUAAUGAAAAGCCUAUGAUAGGACGAUAUGUCGAAGCAUUGCAGAUCUGCACAGAUCCAUCGACACACAGCGGUUCAAUGUAUGUAGUCGAUAAAGUAAACACGUUACGGCAUCAAAUGCUGUGUGUCAAAACGCUGUCAAAAUAAAAUAUAAUUCAUUCAUAAAAUAACCUGAAAAUUAAUUUCCGUUCAAAAUGACAGAAAAUUGUUUCACGUCUUUGGCAUCUCAUGCACGCAAUUUAGAUUCCGGUCUUCAGGAAUUGUCAGAAAUGUGGCGAAACCCUCUCAAGAUAAUGGGAGGUUAUGGUGCAAACCCGAAACAGGCUGACGAGGAUCUACAGCUUAUCAAAGCUAAAAUUGAAAAGCUAAAGAAUACCAUCCUGGAUGAUACAGCACUGAGAGCAGAACAUAUAGCUGAAAUGGGUGAAUUUUUGCAAGAAUCUCAAGAGAUGUACAAUAAUCUGGAUCAAUCAUGUAAAGAUAUUAAAACAAUUUUAUCCGAAUUUGGGUAUAACAACCCAGAAGAUUCAGAUCGGGAGGAUUCUGUGAUCAAGUCAGAAACAGAAUACAAUGCAGACUCUAGCCUGAUUGCAUCCGACGUUACUGACGAUCGCAUACAAGUUGAAUUCACUCCAGAUAUGGGCUGGCGACAAAAACCAAGAAUAACAUUAUCUUAAGAAAACUAAUGUACUUCAUACUCUACCUUUGUAAAUACAAUUUCAUGUUGUGGAAGGUCA
Messenger RNA from Athalia rosae (coleseed sawfly), 1442 nucleotides. RefSeq lists its product as uncharacterized. The transcript is spliced from 3 exons. The coding region runs from base 900 to 1382 and encodes 160 amino acids. The record is from RefSeq and is a predicted model, not a curated record. NCBI's taxonomy places the organism in Eukaryota, Metazoa, Arthropoda, Insecta, Hymenoptera, Athaliidae.